GCUGUGUCAUUUGUAGAUUGAUUUGUUUUUCAGGUGACGUGGAUGUUACCUUAUAUUAUAUUUUGGUUUGAGUGCAAAACACCUGUAGUGAUUAAUUCUAGAGAAUGGCCCUCAUGACGAUGAUUGCACGCUUUGUAGACGGCCUUCCGCUCGUGGGAACUAUGCAGGAAGAUGAGCAGGUAUCCGGCCGAAGCAUAUUGGAGUAUCAAAAUCAAGCUAAAUUGCUGUUUCGAAAACUGGGACCCAACUCACCAACCCGAUGCAGCAUAGAAACCGGGCCUUAUUUGUUUCAUUAUUUGAUCGAACAUGAUGUUUGCUAUUUAGUUAUGUGCGACAAGGUGUUUUCGAAACGAAUCGCUUUCACCUAUCUGGAAGAUAUCGCCCAGGAAUUUCACAGUAACUAUGGAAGGAGAGUAAAUACAGUGACUAGACCGUACGCUUUUAUUGAAUUUGAUAUUUAUAUCCAGAAAGCCCGGAAAAACCUAACAGAUCGUAGGAGAAAUAUAAAUGCUAUAAAUAAUCAGUUACAAGAUGUGCAAAGGAUUAUGGUACAAAAUAUUGAUGAUGUUUUGCAACGCGGGACUGUUCUAUCUGAACUGGAUACCAAAACACAAAAUUUAUCGAUGCUCUCUCAGAAGUACAAGAAGGAUGCUUCAUAUUUGAACCGCAAAUCGCUGUACGUCAAGGGAGCAGUAGCUGGAAUAAUUUUAAUUUUGUUUGUGUUAUAUUUUUGGGUCAUUUGAUAGUAAUUUAUAUGUCAUUCAAGCUAUGUGUUGUAUAAUAUAAGUGAUAUGAAAAGAAUGAUAACUCAGA
This is a messenger RNA of Anopheles arabiensis, 813 nucleotides long. RefSeq names its product vesicle-trafficking protein SEC22b-B (gene Sec22). Gene Ontology annotation, cellular component: ER to Golgi transport vesicle membrane; Golgi membrane; SNARE complex. NCBI's taxonomy places the organism in Eukaryota, Metazoa, Arthropoda, Insecta, Diptera, Culicidae. Bases 105 to 743 code for a protein of 212 amino acids. The transcript is spliced from 4 exons. Gene Ontology annotation, molecular function: SNAP receptor activity. Gene Ontology annotation, biological process: endoplasmic reticulum to Golgi vesicle-mediated transport; vesicle fusion with Golgi apparatus; retrograde vesicle-mediated transport, Golgi to endoplasmic reticulum. The record is from RefSeq and is a predicted model, not a curated record.